Molecule: messenger RNA, 1636 nt
Organism: Aspergillus aculeatinus CBS 121060
Lineage: Eukaryota; Fungi; Ascomycota; Eurotiomycetes; Eurotiales; Aspergillaceae
Product: putative transcription factor TFIIE complex alpha subunit
Exons: 3
Coding region: 1-1419 (472 amino acids)
Biological process (GO): transcription open complex formation at RNA polymerase II promoter; transcription initiation at RNA polymerase II promoter
Cellular component (GO): transcription factor TFIIE complex
Source: RefSeq, a predicted model, not a curated record
AUGGAUCUCGCCAACACGCUCAUCCGAAGCGUGGUCCGCGCCUUCUACGAGACCCGCCACAUCCUCGUGGUCGAUGCGCUCUUCAUCCACUCCGUAAUAAGUCUCCACGCAGAAGACCUCGCCUUCCUGCUUGGCAUGCAACAGAAAGACCUCCGCAAGUUAUGCGCCAAGUUGCGCGAGGACCGGCUGAUCUCAGUGAGCACGCGCGCCGAAAUCCGCGACGGCUCGACCCGCCCCGUCAACCGCGAAUACUACUACAUCCCGCUGCACCCGGUGGUGGACGCGAUCAAGUACAAAGUCUCCAAGCUCACGUCGACGAUCAAGGCGCAGUACACGCCCAGCGAGGAGCGCAAGGAGUACGUGUGCCUGCGGUGCGGGGCGGAGUGGACGGAGCUGGACGUGCUGAGCCUGUACUCGGAGGAAGGGUUCGAGUGCCAGAACUGCGGGGCGAUCCUGGAGCGGACGGAGGACGUGAAGGGGACGGAGGGGAUCGACCGGACGGGCCACGAGAAGAACAGCAAGCUGAUGAACCAGCUGGACCCGAUGCUGAAGCUGCUGAAGCAGAUCGACUCGGUGGAGGUGCCGCCCAACGACUUCGACACCGCCUGGGACCACAAGGUCGACGUCGUGCGCAACCAGCAGACCAACCCCACGCGGGCCUCGGUCGUCGUCCCCUCCAAGAACCACCCGGAGUCCGUCCGCGGCAACACCAAGACCGACGCCACCGCCCUCGAGAUCUCCCUGACCUCCAGCGAGGAGAAGAGCGCCGCCGAGCAGGCCGCCGAGGCCGCCCGCAAGGCCGCCGUCGAGAAGCAGAACGCCCUCCCCGUCUGGCACACCCACUCCACCGUCUCCACCGCCGCUGGGAGCAACCUGCCACUUGUGAAGACCGAAACCGAUGACGCCGACAUCAAACCCAUCAUCAAGGACGAGGACGAGGACCGCAAGCCCGACGUCGACGGCCUGGACGACAAAGUCGCCGCCUACUACGCCGAGAUGGAGCGCGAGAAGGCUCUGCAGGCCCAGCAGGACGCCAGCAGCGACGACGACGACGACGACGAGGACGACGAGGACGACGAAUUCGACGAGGAAUUCGAAGACGUCGGCGGCGUCUCCGCCAGCGAAACUACCAGCGCCGCCUCCCCCGCCGUUGCUGGUGGUGGUGCUGGUAGCCUCGGCCCCACCAGUGCGCCCAAAUCUACCAUCACCACCACCACCACCACCACAACCGCCCAAACAACAGUAGGAAUCAAACGCGAGCUCGACACAGAUUCAAGCUUCGCCAGCGCCACCCAGACAUCCGUCUCCUCGCCGGCCACGGACGGCGGCGGUCCCGCCGCCAAGAAAGUCAAGGUCGAGCCCGACAUCAAGAAGGAGGAAUCCGACGAGGACGACGAUGAGGAGUUUGAGGAUGUAUGAAGCGUCUCCUCGUCUCGUCUCUAAGCUUUGCUCACUUGCUUCUUUCUCCCCCCCCCCUAAGCUGAGUCUAUAGAUUCUUUCCCCUCCCACUUUCUACUUUCCUGCAAAACUUGAUGUUCUUUGCACAGGCGCUGGCGCCUAGCUAGAUAGUUUGGAAAGAAAUGAAAAAAAUGAUUCUUGAAACCACUACUGGAAUCGGAGAGGCGAGAAGAAAUUC